Dacryopinax primogenitus is the source of this 1765-nucleotide messenger RNA. Its product is annotated as O-methyltransferase. The transcript has 7 exons. The record is from RefSeq and is a predicted model, not a curated record. Bases 242 to 1681 code for a protein of 479 amino acids. Lineage: Eukaryota; Fungi; Basidiomycota; Dacrymycetes; Dacrymycetales; Dacrymycetaceae. Gene Ontology annotation, molecular function: O-methyltransferase activity.
GCGACUAUCUUCCGGACACUCGGUGCCCAUUGGCCUCUGCAUGGGUCGAAGUCAGCUCACGAAGCCCGAUGACGUCCUCAAUCAGCAGUCAACAUCCCGCCCGAACUCGGUCAUCUCAUCAGAGCCCCUCUCCCAAAAGCGUGGGAUCUCAUUUCCCCACGCCCAAUCUCCCAGAUAUCUAUAAAUUCGCUCUCAAAAGACCGUUGCCAACCGUACAUCCGACCAGUCAGCACCUGCAAGCAUGGCAGGUACAGCGCUAGACCUCGCGAGGCUUAUAUCCGAGUCGGUGCAGACGAUCGACAGAGCGUGCAAGGAACAUGACACGUCGAUCCCCGAUCUGGACAAACCGUUCGACCCGAGCGCAGAGGCGUUUUGCGCGCUGCCAGGUGUGGGAAAGGCACUGAACACCGCGGUCGCCGCUGCGGACCAGCUUGUAGCUACGCUCCGCUUGGCCCCCUUAUCGGCGCUGUUGUAUUCCGGCGGGUUUGUCAAUUCUGCAAGCUUGAGAGUCGCUUUUGAGGGAAAUGUCGCUUCGAUCCUGACCGACGCUGGUGCGGAGGGGAUGCACGUGGAUGAUAUUGCUGCCAAAGCGGGGGUGGACGCGCCCAAGCUUGUGCGAUACCUGAGGUUCCUAGCGACGUUCCAUAUCUUUAGAGAGGUCCGGCCGGACGUGUUUGCGAACAACCGGAUCUCCUCUGUGCUAGAGCUUGGCAAGCCGCUCGCGGAGAUCCGAGCCAACCCGGUGAACAAAUACGAAGGUACGACAGGCAUACAAGCCUUCCUCGGGCACGUCCUGGACGAAGGGCACAAAUCCUCGUCCUGUACCUGGGAAACGCUCUCCGAUCCCCGCACCGCCUGCUCCGGAGCGCCAGAACACGCCGCCUUCAGCAAGUGGGUCGGCAGGGAGCUGUCGUAUUGGGACUGGCUGGAAUUGCCGGAAAGGAGGAAGGAGAUGGCUAGGUUUGGAGUGGCGAUGCGUGCUCUGCAGGGGAGUGUGGUGCCUGAUGCGAUCUUUCAUGGAUUCGACUUCAACUCCCUGACUGAGAAAGACCUGAUCGUCGACGUCGGAGGCGGGAUCGGGAACGCCAUGCUCCUCAUCGCGAGGUCCAACCCGGACGUGAGGAUCGUAUUACAAGACCGGGCUGCAGUGAUCGAUGACGCGCGAGAGCACUGGGAACGGGAGUUUCCAGAAGCGCUAAAAUCUGGCCGUGUGCUAACUGGGACUCCUCCGAAAUCACACGAUUUCUUCCUCCCCCAACCUGUGAAGGAGGCUUCUGUAUUCCUCCUCAGGUGGAUACUUCAUGAUUGGUCAACAGACUACGUCCACCGGAUCCUGGCCAACUUGCGUGCCGCAAGCGGGGAAAAGACGAGACUGAUAGUGAUAGACGCGUUGUUGCCGUAUGCGUGUCGUGUGCCUGAGGGGGGCGUGCCUAGUUGGGAGCAGGAGGGGGUGGGGGAGGGAAUGACAGAGGCAGAGGCACCAGAACCGCUACUAGCGAACUGGGGCAUCGUACGCGCUCAUAGUUAUCUCGGAGACCUGCAUAUGAACUCGCUAUUAAACGCUCAGGAACGGACGUUCCCUGAUCUUUGUAAAGUGCUGGAAGGAGCUGGGUGGAGGAUCGAGAGGGUGUUUCCUGAUAGGACGUAUUUUUAUCCUCAGGUUGUUGCUGUUCCUAUCUGAAGUGGAAAGAAGUACACAUAGAGUAGAAUAGUGUUGGUUAGAGUGUUUCAUAAGAUGUGGUAAUAUAUCGGAGCCGAAUGACUU